Trichophyton verrucosum HKI 0517 is the source of this 699-nucleotide messenger RNA. RefSeq lists its product as uncharacterized. Gene Ontology annotation, biological process: transsulfuration. Gene Ontology annotation, cellular component: cytoplasm. The annotation marks the transcript as partial. NCBI's taxonomy places the organism in Eukaryota, Fungi, Ascomycota, Eurotiomycetes, Onygenales, Arthrodermataceae. Gene Ontology annotation, molecular function: pyridoxal phosphate binding; cystathionine gamma-lyase activity. The transcript is spliced from 3 exons. The record is from RefSeq and is a predicted model, not a curated record.
AUGGCCACCACCGUCUCCCCCUCGAGCGUGCUGCCCGCCCAGCAGGAGCAGAAAGCGACCAUCGAGACGCCCCCCAGAGCGCCGUCGCCCGUCCAUCGCUUUGGCACCAGAGCCGUCCACACCGGCGCGCCCAUCGAGCCGACCACCGGCGCCGUCAUUGCUCCCAUCUCCCUGUCGACCACCUUCAUACAGCACAGCCUGGGCAAGCCCAUCGGCGACUACGAGUACACCCGAAGCUCCAACCCCAACAGAGACAACUUUGAAGCCGCCGUUGCGGGCCUCGAGAACGCCCGCUAUGCGCUCGCCUUCUCCUCCGGCUCUGCCACCACCGCCAACAUCCUCCAGUCGCUCGCCGGCGGCUCCCACGUCGUCUCCAUCUCGGACGUCUACGGCGGCACCCACAGAUACUUCACCAAGGUCGCGGCCGCCCACGGCGUCGAGGUCACCUUCACGCCCACUAUCGAGACCGACGUGGCCAAGCUGAUCCGCCCCAACGAGACCAGGCUCAUCUGGAUCGAGUCUCCGUCCAACCCGACCCUGGGCCUCGUGGACAUCCGCGCCGUUGCGACCAUUGCUCACCAGCACGGCAUCCAGGUUGUGGUGGACAAUACCUUCCUGAGCCCCUAUAUCCAGAACCCGCUUGACCAUGGAGCCGACAUCGUCAUCCACUCCGUCACCAAAUACAUCAACGGCCACUCG